AUGUUUGACUAUCUCGGUUUUCACCGAGCUCGGCGCUCAAAACCUCGGCCCGAGCCUCGGCCAUUUAUCCUCGGCGCCGAGCCCGGCCAAUUUUUCUCGGCCACCGAGCCUAGCUGUUUAACCUCGGUGGUUCAAUACUGUGCUCAGUGGCUCACUAUUGAGCUCGGUGGUUUGAUACCGAGCUUGGUGGCUCAUCUCUGGGCUUGGUGGUUAAAUAUUGAGCUUGUGUAUCAGGGGUCUGGCUGGGAGAAGCCUGGCCGCCCAGAUUUUGCAAGGCUUCCGGCCGGCCGGCCUGUUCACAUUGGAAGUUGGGAUUUUGCCCGGCCGGACCGUUUCACCUGGGGGCCGGCCAGACGUCCAAAACCAACCCCUGGCCAGGCUGAAUCAUUGCUGAGUGCUCCGGCCGGACCGUUAGUGAUGAGCCCGGCCGGACCGUUGAGAGCCCAAAUUUUUGAGGCCUCCGGCUGGGACACUGAUCAAAGGUCCGGCCGAAACGUUGGGAAACCCAUAUUUCUCAAGGCCUCCGGCCGAACGUGGCGGCCGGCGCUGGCCGGAGGGGUCUGGGUCCACGUUGCAGACGUGAUCGUUGCCAGCAGUCCGGCCGGAGAGCAUGCCGGCCGGUUCGGCCUCGUCGGCAACGUUGCGGCCGGCCCUCCCCUCCUCAAAUCCCAUCCUGAACGCUUCACCUGGCCUCUUUCCCCGAGUGUUCUAACGCUCUGGCUGGAGCACGUCCCAGCCCACCCCUCACUGCUCAAUGCUCCGCCCGGCCUUGCCUGUCAGCAAAACCGGCACCCCGAGAUUACAUCGGCCACUCGGGUGAUACAGUGCCGGACAACCAAAGGCAACAAAUUUUGUCGACCAUUUUGCCCGCACACCGGAGUCAUCGGAAACGAUGCAGAUAUGCUCAAGGAACAUUUUGAGCUACCUCCGAGCAAAAUACAUCGAGCUGUUGUCCCAUAA
Messenger RNA from Fomitopsis serialis, 960 nucleotides. RefSeq lists its product as uncharacterized. The record is from RefSeq and is a predicted model, not a curated record. The transcript is spliced from 5 exons. NCBI's taxonomy places the organism in Eukaryota, Fungi, Basidiomycota, Agaricomycetes, Polyporales, Fomitopsidaceae. Bases 1 to 960 code for a protein of 319 amino acids.